Messenger RNA from Hermetia illucens (black soldier fly), 455 nucleotides. RefSeq names its product cuticle protein 16.5-like. The transcript has 2 exons. NCBI's taxonomy places the organism in Eukaryota, Metazoa, Arthropoda, Insecta, Diptera, Stratiomyidae. The record is from RefSeq and is a predicted model, not a curated record. The coding region runs from base 72 to 407 and encodes 111 amino acids.
AUAAAAGAGAAGGUGUCGCACCGAAAUGUAUCAUUCAGGAAUCGUCUUCCCAGAAUACCACCAACCCCAAAAUGAAAUUCGUUGUCUUGGCUCUCGCUCUCAUCGGCGCUGCUUCAGCCGGUUACGUCGCUCCUUUGGGAGGACUCGGUUAUAGUGCAUGGGGACAUGGUGCCACUGUUGCUCCACUUGCUGCCGCUGGAUGGGGACAUGCCGCCGUUACCCCAAUCGCUAGUGCCUACCAUGCUCCAGCUGUAACUGCUGCCCCAGUUGUUAGCGCCUAUCAUGCUGCCCCAGUUGCUGCCUACAGUGCUCCAGCUGUAGCUGCUUAUGGACACGGAAUCGCUGCCGGAUAUGCCGCUCCAGCCUGGGGAUAUGGUGGUCUCUGGAAGAAGAAGGCUGCUGCUUAAAUUGUAAUGGACCUGGCCGAUGUAAUAAAAUAAGUAGAAAUCAACAAA